Messenger RNA from Naegleria lovaniensis, 2145 nucleotides. RefSeq lists its product as uncharacterized. Gene Ontology annotation, molecular function: zinc ion binding; DNA-binding transcription factor activity, RNA polymerase II-specific. Gene Ontology annotation, biological process: regulation of DNA-templated transcription. NCBI's taxonomy places the organism in Eukaryota, Heterolobosea, Eutetramitea, Acrasida, Naegleriidae. Bases 1 to 2145 code for a protein of 714 amino acids. The record is from RefSeq and is a predicted model, not a curated record. The transcript has 2 exons.
AUGUCCAAGCAACAACCUUUUUCAACUUGCUCUUCUACUACACCGCCGACGUCACAGGAUUAUCAACCCAUGUUGCAAUUAGACGCUUCAUCGGUAUUAUUUUUGUUGCAAUGCAACGAACAACAACAUUCGGAACAGCAAGAACGAUUAGCACCAAACGAUGGUCAUGCUUGUGAAUUAAAUGGAAAAUUAAAUCAACCACUAGAGAUGAGAAUUCCCACAGAUCAACAACCACCAAUAUGCACCACAGAGGAGUCAGUCAACAGCAACAACAAUAAUUCAGUUGAUGAUGAAUUAAUUUUUUGCAAAGACCGCCAGAGGGCUGUCACUAAUCAAAACAGUUUACGCACAAAUCAGCCUGAAAAACAAAGACAUCAGCUACAUGAUGAAACAGGCUCCAUCAUCACAACUACAUUUUCAAAAUUGAGCGACAGCUCGACGAAAGAAAAUGCAAACAAGUCACAAAUUUCUAACUCUCCUAGUGAAUUUAUGCCAACCAUAUCUUGUUUGAGCUGCCGCAAAUUACAUCGGAAAUGUUCAAAAACUUUGCCCAAAUGCUCUGAAUGUGAAAUUCAUGCAAGAGAAUGUAUUUACAAGAGAGGAAAAAACAAACAAUAUAUAAGGAGGACAAAAAAUAACACUAACUCUGAAUGUACAAAAAUUGAAAAUAACGAAGACGUAUCCACUAUUCAUGUAAAUAGAUCUACUACUCGAAGAGAAGAGGAACCAAAAUCUUCUCUAGUUAAAAGAGCCCUCUCGACAGAGAUGCCUCAGAUUCAAUUACUCGAGUCCAUGACGAGAAGUUGCGUGAAACGACAAACCUUAACAAUGUAUUUUAGAAAAAUGGCAAUGGGAAUGGCUGUAAUUAAUUAUGAAUACAUGGAAAAAUUAUUCUUUAAUGAUAGUGACACCAUACUCAGAGAUUCAGAACUGCAACAAGAUGAAUACUCUCUGGCAUUGUUUUAUUCAAUACAAGCCAUCUGUGAUCAAUACUCAGGAAGAAGAGAAAAAGCAUGGGAAUCGUUUAACGAAUCGAAAAAGUAUUUGGGGCUAAUUUUUGAUGAUGUUGAAAGUUUUUGUGUCAUGUCCACGUACAACUACUUGGCAUAUUUUCUUGCUGGUGAAGGUGAAGAUUUGAUUGCUAAAAAUUACGCCUCAAUUGUAGAUAAUUAUUUCGAGAAGCGAAAUAGAAAAUUACUGCAUGGUCAACAAUGCUUUAACAGCAAUGUUUUUAAUGUCAAUAAUUUGGAUAAGAAGCGAGGAGUGACAAGAUUAUUUUUCUUUGAUCAUCGUGUGUCGUGGGAACCACAUAUCAAGUACAGCCACUUACUUUCGGUUGCCUUUAAAAUUUCCACAGGAAAGGAAAUGCCUAGUGAUAUUGUUGCAAUCGUAGACGAAGAUUUAAACGAGCACACGUAUAUUCGGCAAACAGAAGUAUUGGCCAAAGUUCAUUUACUCAUGAAGUCUCAUCACAGAGAUCUGCGUCAUGCUCCAGAAUAUAUUGCGAUUGGCCUAUUUAAGGAUACACUUAAUGUUACCUAUCUCAACAUUGAGUCAUUGAGAGUGGUAAUUUCCAAAUGCCACAAUCCUAGCACCAGGUUUCCUUUUAAACAAGCACUUCUUAAGGAAGCAGAUGUGAUCAGUGCCUUGACUGAAAAUCCUAUUUUCUUCGGCAUGACAGCAUCAUUUGUUUUUGCAUUUGCCGUUGCUGCACAAAUUCACUUGGAGAUGUAUUUUGAUCCAGAAAUUUUGAGUGUGACUACACAAGAGCAAAUUGCCAACAAUUUAUUGAAAGAUUACAAAGGUCUACAGUUUCUUUCGAAAUACGGUCGUAUUGCUAAAAAGUAUGGCCAUAUUGUUUCUGGGAUCGAGCAGCUAUUGAAAAACUCUCAUUUCUCAUUGGAUAUUGCUCAGAAAACAACGUUCAACACGUGUUCAACUCAAAACCAAAUGAAUAGCAAUGACGGUAACAAUAGUUCAAUGUCUUCCCCUAAUUCCAUUGCAUAUACUAGUAACCAAGCAAUAGUGGACAGCCCUGCAACAAAGAAGCGCAGGAAUGCACCUAGUUCUCAGUUUUUGGCGCACACGGCAAAAAAUUUCAGACCUGGACAGCAUUCACUCUCAAAACAAGCUUCCAAAGAAUAA